This is a messenger RNA of Myxozyma melibiosi, 838 nucleotides long. RefSeq lists its product as uncharacterized. The record is from RefSeq and is a predicted model, not a curated record. Lineage: Eukaryota; Fungi; Ascomycota; Lipomycetes; Lipomycetales; Lipomycetaceae. The coding region runs from base 105 to 767 and encodes 220 amino acids. The transcript has 3 exons.
ACUCCUUCAUCUCCUUGAUUCGAGGUGAUAUAUAAGAGAGGGUCUGCUGUGCUGCUGCUGUUUGAGAGAAGGAUAGAGAUUGUCUGGAAGUACUGCAGAACGAAAUGAAUCAAUACCUUGUGUCUGCUAUAUGUCUGUUAUCAGUCCUUCGGCCGUGUCUGGCGCACUCUUGGAUUGAUAUUCUCUAUGCGACUGACCCCGAUACUGGAACAAUCAGGUCUACCGGCUACAUCCGCAACUACCAGGGCCACAUCGACCUGGACGAAACCUACCACCUCCUCGACCCGACCGCCGCUUCGGCAGUCUGCGCCUCGAACCAGCAGACCGCGACAUACUCCUCCGAAUACCCGAUGCUGACCGCCCGUCCCGGCGACAACAUCACCGCGCACUACGAAGAGAACGGACAUGUGACGCUGGACUCGCUCGCACCGGAUUACAAGCCUCAUCCGGGCUACUACGCGUGGCUGUGGACGGGCGAGCCGGGUACCGAGCUGACGACCGUGGGCGAGAUGUUAGAAGUCGAUAACGUGCUGGCUGGACCGUUUACGUUCGACGACGGCAAGUGCGCUGUCGCGGAGGGCAAUCCGUUUGGCGCGGGCCGCACCGUGCAGCCGUGCGUGGCGACGUUCUGGCUGCCGUAUGGAUUAGUUUCGGGGACGUAUAGUCUGGUGUGGGCGUGGCAUUUUCCCAAGAUCCCGGCGUGCGAGACGGGGGCUACGUUGGAGUUUUAUACGUCGUGUUUGGAUAUCUACGUUGAUAAUUCGUGAUGUUGUGUGUACUUUUUCAUCCUGGCGUCGGUUUGGUUUAUCUAAUUGCUUAUAAUAUAAUACAUCUGCUC